AUGUCUUCGAACGGUGCUCACCGUUCCUCUUCCCAGGCUCCCACUACGCGCAUACAGCACCUACUGAACUUCAAGGAAGGGAUUGUGGCCGAACGCGGGCUUGACAGCACGUCGCAGGAGGCCUUCGAUUCGUUUUUUGAAAUGUUCAACGAAGCGCCCCCUAUGGACUUCAUGAUGAACAGUGUGGUCUAUGGACACGUGUUGCACAAUGAGCAACGCCUGAAGCGUGUCGAGGAUGCAUGCGGGCAGAUACUAACAGGGCUGGAUGAGCUCAAGAAGGCCGUCUCGUCUCAGGGACGUCUGACUGGGGAUCAGGAGGCCGACGUACGCAAAAUAGCGAAGAAAUGGGCCCUCUCAAGAUGCAGCAACAUGCAAGAACUAAAGGAUGUCAUUCUGACCGAAGUGAAGAAGAAGGAGGAGUUCAAGGUCCUCUGCAAGACCGGGCCCGGUGAUCACGCAGUCCAGAAAUACGUCGGUGAACAGGCCUCCUACAUCAAGAAUAUAUUGCGUGAUACCCUUCUUGCCACCACGAUUGGCGCUUCCAAGGGCGGCUUGAGUGUUACUGUCGAUGAACUGAAGGCCAAACUGACCAGCAAGAAACCGACGAGCACGCAGGCCAUGAUGAUAUUAUUCCUUCGAGAAUAUGUACGUGAGAAUGCGAAAGCCCUUUCGUGCUAUGCUGCGUCCGGUUCUACGGACGAUGACGCCGCGGCCAGGAGUGGUGGUGUCUUCUUCGAUCUGACAGAUAAGGCAUUCAAGGAGGCAGCUGCGGAGUACGGUGAAGAGUUCGGGGAGACCGUCGAGUGGCAAAUAUACCUCGAUAAACUCAAGAGAAAAGAGCUGGAAUUAUGGCCGGAAAACAAGUUCGGAUCGAUCUUGCCCAUGCCUGCGCGUCCCGCCGCCGGUCCGGCGCCUAUUCCUGUGGCGACAUCUGUCCGUAACGUCCUGGACAAGGGACCUACACCCUGCCCUCGUCAAGACGACCCAACUGGAAUGCGCCCCCUUUCUCCACGAGUUCCUUCCCCUUCCUUGCCUCCUCGCUUUGAUGCGUCGCAGAGCUCGAGUCCGGCUUCCUCGGGUGGAUUCUUCGCAGGUGCACGCACUCCCGCGUUGGAUGGCUCGUCGCCAUCGCAACUUCACUACAGUUUCAACCGUCCACAGGUCAAUCACGCAGGUCAUCCGUAUUCGGACAGUAGUGCCCCUCCUCCGGCGACGACUUCUUCGGGGUCACCUGGAGGUGAACGCCGCAUCGCGCCACUGCCACGUCGUUCUCAAAACCAGGCUGGGGUUCAUGGCGGCAACAGCCCAUAUCACCGUACUCGUAACCUUUCAGGCAUGGCCAUGGCUGGCACUCACGAACUGGCUUGGGAUCCAGUAUAUGCGGCCGCGAAUGGGUUCUCGAACGAUAACGGUGGUACACGCCCUGCAUCAACUGCCAAUGGCUAUCGGGCAUCGGGAUACGAACAGCUCGGGUACAACACGUCUUGGGGUGGCAGUGGGCCACAUACACCGGACUCUGGAGAUGUUCCGGGCACUUACAUGGGCGAAGGCAGGGCGGGUGCGGGUCAAGAACACUCGCAUCACACGCAAGGCUGA
Messenger RNA from Peniophora sp. CBMAI 1063, 1596 nucleotides. Lineage: Eukaryota; Fungi; Basidiomycota; Agaricomycetes; Russulales; Peniophoraceae. The record is from the annotation of a GenBank genome assembly.